AUUUCUUUGUCCGUCAGUUGGCCGAGAAGCUCAAAGUCGAUCGCAUAAUGGCCACGGAGUGUGUUAGAAGCCAUCAGCAGUUAGUCCUGCUAGCCCUUGGCACCCUGCUCCUCUUGGGGAGGACCACCAUCCAGGCGUUGGAGUGCUACAACUGCGACUCGGCGGAGGACAAGGAGUGCGCCACACGGCCGGGCCAGCAGCUGGAGGUGGAGGAGUGCCAGCAGACGAACGACGUGUGCGUGACCUCGAUAUCGGCGGGUGUGACCCGGAGGGGCUGCCUGGCCCGGCUCUAUCCGAAUGGGUACUGUGCCGCACCUUGCGAUCAGUGCAAUACGAGCCUGUGCAACCGGCAUGUCUAUCCGGCGGAUCGAUUGCGCUGCUACCAGUGCAGUGGCUCCGACUGCAUCGAUGUGACCAGCAAGCCCCACCUCCUGCUGCCCUGCCCCGUCUACCGGGAGGAGGAUCGCUGCUACACCAAUGUCAUGCACCUCUCGAACACCCAGAGGGGCUGCGAGUACACCAACCUGCCCACCACCUGCCCCCACGUCUGCCUCAAGUGCAACUACAAUGGUUGCAACAAUGAGAAGACCGUCACCGAAUCCCGCUGCCUCCAGUGCACCCACCAGCGUCUAUCCCCCAAUCCCGACUGCCUCCGGAAUCAGCAGCCGGAGGAGGAGGGGGACGACACUCCGGAGCAGUGCUCCCUCAGCAACGUAACGGUCACUCAGUGCGUCAACAAGGUGAUGUACGGACACCGGGAGAACUGCUACACGCAUCGCAACACCCAGACGGAGGUACUGCAGCGCGGCUGCUCCACCACCAUGGGCUUCUUCCCGACCGGGGAGCUGAGCGAGUGCCACGGGGAGAUGUGCAACAGCCAGUGCCAGGACAUCGCCUGUGCCGUGUGCAACUCCACCGCGGAUGCGGGCUGUCGGGAGGGGAGGAGUCUGGUCACCGAGAAGUGCGCCGCCGGCACCACAGCCUGCUACUCCUGCGAGCAAGAUACCUUCUUGCGACGUGGCUGUGCGGAUGCGAACUUUACUCCAUCGGCCGUGGGCGAGUCCUGCCAGCUGUGCCGGAGCAGCGACACCUGCAACCGCUACUCCGUCCGGAGCUGCUAUCGCUGCAACGGCCAGGACGAGGACACGGACUGUGCUAGUAUGGCACUGCCCAGUGCCAUGACCACCAGCAACUGCUCCAGUGCGACGGAAUUGUGCGUCAGCACGGUGGUCAGUCGACUGGAUGGCAUCUAUACGGUGAGGGGAUGUGCCGGCCAAGUGCCGGAAUGUUCGCUAAACGAUCCGUACUGUGUCCGGUGCAACGGAAGUCUCUGCAAUGUGGCAGCCACGCUGUGGCGGAAGAGCCAGUUGCAGAUGUCAGCAGAACAGUCGCAGCCACAAAUUCCGGAUAACUGGUGGUCACUACUGGACUACUGGUGGUCCAGGAAGCUUCGAUGGAAUGGAUAGAAUAUUUCUUUUGUAUUUUUUUUUUCAUUUUAAAUAAAUAUGAAUAUUAAUGGUGAGAGAAAGAAUUCUGAUAAGGGGGUGGGGUGGUUAUGAUUCAGAGAAAAAAUAAGUCCAGAGAUUACGCCCCAAAUAUGGGUUUUAAUUUUUGAUUAAAUAUUAUUUCAAAAUAGUUUUAAACUCUAAGAAUUACUUCUAUUUUUAUGAUUAUUAUGAUUUUUUUUGUAAUUUUUUUCCAUCACUAGAAAAUAUUAAGAUUAAAGCCACAAGUCGUUUAGUUCCAGUUUCCAACUGGUU
Molecule: messenger RNA, 1760 nt
Organism: Drosophila ananassae
Lineage: Eukaryota; Metazoa; Arthropoda; Insecta; Diptera; Drosophilidae
Exons: 2
Coding region: 48-1466 (472 amino acids)
Source: RefSeq, a predicted model, not a curated record